AACCUAUGUUAUGGAGGGGAGAUAUACCACAACUAUACCAUUUUAAUUAUUGUUCCAGAUUGCUCACCUUUCUUCAACAUAAUUAAUUACAUAUGAACAAAUUUAAAUGUAAAUGAUCAGAUAGUUGAUUUAAAAUUCGUAUCUAACGGGGGAUUUGUGCCUGUUAUAUUUGUUUAAAAUGCAUCUUUUGCAGUUUAAGCAGAUUUUGAUAUCCUUAGGAAUAUUUUAUUCGUUAGACAUUUGCUAGCCUUGACCUACAGUUAGGCUAACAGUGGAACAGCAUUUACUUUUUAGGUUUUUACUAACACUGCCUCAGGAACAGUAGUUAAACAUUAACUUGCAGUAACUGCCUAUAUUUAUCAAAUUGUCUAAACAGACCAGGAAUAAGAAUGAAUUCCUGGAUGAUUUCAACUGAUGCUACUCAAUAAAAUGAAGGUCUACUCUUUACAACUGUACCUAUUUAAAGCACUUUGUGUCAUGGUCCAAAUAUUAUCAUUACCUGCUCCAAGGCUGUGACUCCUGCUGGACGUUAGGUGCUCGACUACAGACGCUCAGCGUUCAUUCUGUACAUUAUUGAUGACACCAGAGAAACUGAAACCUGUCAGAGAAAACAUGUGUCCUGGUCUGACGAUUCUGCCCAGAGCUCGCUGACCAUGGGAUCAACCUGGACCCUGGAGGACACACAACUACGGUGACAACAGCCUAAAUCGUGUGCUGGCGGACAGAAGUGUCCAUGGAGGGGGAUCCUGAGAAUUCAGAUGAGGACUGUCAGGGCACCACUGUGCUGUGGGAGAAGUGCAUCCAGCAGAGCAUUAUUGUGGACCUCAGUGAGGACGAAAGUCUCCACCUCAGUGAUUUGGACGGUUCUAUGGCUUUACAUGUUUCCCAAACAGAGUCUGCUGCUUCAGAGACCAGCCUUCAUCUCGGUGGAAGUGCUGAGUUGUCAGGUUUGGAUGACAGCUCCUCCAGUGGGUCCAGUGAUGUGACCAGUCUCAGCGACAGGCUGGUAGAGACCAGAACCAAGACCAGUGCAACCCACAUGUCUCCUCAAAGACCAAACACAAUGCAAGAUGAUCCAUCUUUAAAAGUGGAUGAUGACGACUUGGCCCAAAAUACCAGUGAUGAAGAACAGGAGGAUCUACCUUAUGAUGGUGAUUUUGGAAGUCCAUACUUUAACCAGACGUGUAGCCCUGAGGGCAACACUAGCCCUGACAGAAGAGAAAAUGUGAAUGGAAGUCCUGAUGGUCCUGCUCUGCUGGAGUUAUCCCUAAAAUCUGAAGGCGAUCUUGUUGAUGGCAGUGCUGAAACAGCUUUGUCACAAGACCACUCUGAGAUUAACGCUUCCAAACCUGAUCAUCUCACAGCAUCAAACCUUCAUCCUGAACCAGCAGACUUCAACCAGUUGUUAACACAACACUUUCCACAGUUAGAGAUGAUAUUUCCAGGUAGAAUGAUCGAUGCAGAGAGCCUGCCUGAAGUUUCUUUACUGGAAAGUAUGGACGACACAUUAUUGAGCCUGGCUCUAACACGUAGCACAAAAAAGCAGAGGGAGAACCAUGUGCUCAGUGGGUCUGAGAGCUGUUCUGGUAGAACAGAGGACCAAAGCCAAGCUGUAUUGGAUCAUAUAAGUUUACAUGAUGAAGAUGAGACUAAGGUUGACAUCACAUCAGCUGCUGACAGUGUUGCAUCCAGCACAGUAUUAAAGCAAAGCAGUGCACAGAACAGCACAGUAGAACUAAUAAAGCAGGACAAGUCUGAGGUCCAUGAUCAGAUCCAGAGAAUCCCACCACUCGUUCGCACCAGAUCCCUCAGUGAGAUGAAGUACGGUCAAGGCCAGGUCCAUUAUCCACUUCCUGAUUUUUCAAAAGUGGCCCCCAAAGUGAAAAUCCCCAAAGUCCCUACUGGACCAACCAAACCUGCACCUGCGACGCAGAAUGUCAGCACCAUGCACAGAACCCAGUCCUCUCCAGAUAUGUUGGAUGUCGUUAGCAGAGUCCUGGAAGAUUCAGUCCAGCUCCUGGAGAGGCCUUAUGUCUUCGGAGAUGAGGAGAGCCAGACUCCCGGAGCACUAGUGCACCAUCUGCAGGCUGAAUAUGACAAAUUACUAACCAAAUAUGCAGAGGCAGAGAAUCUUAUUGAUCAAAUGCGACUGGGAACAAACACUCAGCCGUCCUCAGAUGUGAAGCUCUUCUCAGACUGUGGUAGCCAUGACGGCGAGGGAAACUCAGCUGAGGGAAGCCAUCUUGGAUCCUUGCCUCCUCAUCUUCCAGCAUCUGAAGUCAACGGUCUUAAUGGAAUAACAGCACCUCGGUGUGAGACAACAAACGAAGCCCCCCUACGUCUCCCCCAACCCGAAGAAGGUCCCAGUGAAGGGGACAGAAUGACGGCAGAGUUGAGAGACAUCAUGAAGCCAUUCACGCAGAAAGUGGAAGAAUUCAGAGUGGGUGUCAACAACAAGACGAUCAGCACAGGAGAACAGCAGAUGAUAUUGAGGAGCAUGAUGGAGGCCCAGGACCAACUGGAGAGGAACUACAUGAGUAAGAAGGAGGAGCACAGAGCACUGGAGAUGCAGAAUUACAUGGGUCUAACUAGGAACACUGGCACCUUUGACCCAAACAGGCUGAUGGAGGGCGACAUCUUCAGAAUUGGAAUGCUCCUGGACAACGUCAAGGAGAUGAUUGACAGAAACAUGUGUGAGCUGAUGUCUCCACCGCUCUCGUCUUCCACACCAACACCCACUCAGGAGAUAGAAGUUGUGAGGCUCUGUCCUUUCUCCACACAAACACCUUCCCCUCCACCAUCCUUCCAUCAGGGUACGUGUGCAGGUUUUUCUGACUUAAAUUGCGAGACGGAGACACAGGAGGUGAAUGUAACGGCAGAGGAUGUAGAGGAGGACAGUGAGUUGCAUGGAGGAGGCGCAGUGGAACAAAGAAGAGAGAGUGCGAACCACACCACCCAUUAUAAUGGCUGUCAUUUAGGGAGCCCACGAGCCUCUCUGGAGAGACUGGACAUAGAGAUAACUAAGGAUGAAGAAGACCACGAAGAGGAGAGUGGCUCUGCUUCCACAAAGGAGGGAGUUCACCGUGACACAUCGGCAUGUGUGAGCAGAACCAGCUUAUCCUCAAGACAGAGCGACUGGACUUACGAAAGCCACAGCCCUGUGGUUCCUGCAGCUGGACCACAGGGUGAAUGUGAUCUGGGUGACUGUGUGAGCCUGGCUGUGGAGGUCUCCUCUUAUUCUGAAGUACCACAACUAUCAGACACUCACAGCCACUCACAGCCUCCUCUGAACAACACAUGUGCAUCACAGAUGAUUGUGAUCCCAGAGACAGACAGUGGCUUUGGAAGCUCUUAUUUGAAUCAGUCAGGUUCUGGAGUAUCUCAACCAAAUCUUACUGCAGAGAGUUCUGCUGCACCAUCCCAAAUUGAUCUAAGCGACUCAGACAGAGAAAGCUCCAGCUCCAACCUGCAGACAGCUCUUCACUCAGCUCCUGUAGAUACCCAGCAGUGGGUCAGCUCUCACACACUGGUCCAAACACAGUCCUGUGGUGCAGUGGAGCUGUGGGUGGAGAGCACUACCAAGGAAGCUUCCCUCCGGCUGCAAGGUUCUGACCCUGCUCUGCCUGCUCAGAUCCAUCACCACGUUUCUGAACCUCUGCUCCACACGAACAUGGAAUCAGAGGAGAGAGGCAGCCAAGCCUGCUCCUGCUCUUGUAGUAACCGUGAAGCCCUGCUUGCCCUAAAGUCAGAGGUGUUCAGGCUGAAGAAGGACCUGGAGGAAGGCUUGGUCCAGCUGCCUCAACUGGCCCAGAAAAUGGACUAUCUUACCGCCAAAUAUAGACAGGAUCGUCAGGCCCGCAAGUCUAAAACCAGGUCCAGGACUCACAACAGACCGUCUCGUCAGAGUCCAUCUAGAGUAGACGACUGGAUUUCUUCAGACAUGGACCUCAGCAGGAGCAAAGAUACAAAUAGUGAUUAUACAGCAGCCUCAGACGUCUUGUCGCAGUACUACAGCUCACCAGCAGGGAGCAGGAGAGGCAGCAGUGUGCACUUAGGACAGAGGACGCUGCAGAGCAGCAGAGAAGGAAAAAGCUCAGCAAAAAGUUCUGGACUGAGCUGCUCCAGUUUUAACGGAGGAAAAAGAGACAUUUCUGAGCCACAAUCUUUUGUGGAGAGUUUUUACUCCAAGGAGAGUUGGUCUCCCUUCUCCUCUCCAUCCCUCCAGAAGCCCCUCCUCCAGGUCAACUACUGCUCCUCCAGCAGUUUACCUGCCAGAUUUAAAGUAAGGGAGCCUCAACUCGACUCACUGAUCCAUCACAGGAAAAGAUCCACCCAGUCGGACACGGCACUGCUACCCAGCGACGUGUACUUCCAACGCACCCUGUCUCCUGAGACGGAAGAAGACAUGUACAGGACUCUGGACGAGGCCAUCGAAGUGGCCCGGUGCAUGAAAAGAACCACAGACCACAUGGCCAAGAGUCUGUCAGCAGACCUGGCCAAAGCUCAGCUGUACAGGAAACAGUAUGGCUCUCAGCCAGUAGGGGACAGGAAAUACCAUGCAUUAUGA
This is a messenger RNA of Cynoglossus semilaevis (tongue sole), 4567 nucleotides long. It is a transcript of the gene aknad1, whose product is annotated as AKNA domain containing 1. Lineage: Eukaryota; Metazoa; Chordata; Actinopteri; Pleuronectiformes; Cynoglossidae. The record is from RefSeq and is a predicted model, not a curated record. The transcript is spliced from 22 exons. The coding region runs from base 734 to 4567 and encodes 1277 amino acids.